Messenger RNA from Siniperca chuatsi (mandarin fish), 4083 nucleotides. It is a transcript of the gene serinc4, whose product is annotated as serine incorporator 4. The coding region runs from base 548 to 2098 and encodes 516 amino acids. Gene Ontology annotation, cellular component: membrane. The record is from RefSeq and is a predicted model, not a curated record. NCBI's taxonomy places the organism in Eukaryota, Metazoa, Chordata, Actinopteri, Centrarchiformes, Sinipercidae. The transcript is spliced from 11 exons.
GCAUUGCCCAAUCCCAUACUGUGGGGUUUGUGCAGUGCAGUGCUGGGGGAAGGGAAGGGAGGGACAGAUGGGACUGACACACGGUCCCUGUCGACCUCUUCCUCCGUCCCUCCUCCUCCUCACCCCCUCCUCCCCUCACAGACGCUCUGCUUAAUCUGACCGGGUAGGACAGGGGGAGGAUGGGGGAGGGCACCGGGCAUUCGCCACCACCUCUCCCUCUUUUCUGGCAGCACCCAACACAGCCGCAGAGCCAAAGCACGCAGGAUAUGGGCAAAAAAACAACUUAUUCCCCUGUGAGGCUGGACUGAGAGCAGCUGAACCGGCGCUCAUGCUGAGGCUCUCGGCUGCAGGGAGCCCAGCCGGACUAGAUUUACUGCUAAUCCAGCAUAAGGAGCGUGUAGGGACAACCUGCUGGAUUUUGUGGUUUUACUUUUCAUUUUCAUUCUCCAACAGGCCUGUUAGAAGAAGUUGUGUUCUGGCCUCUUUGAGGAUGUGAGGAUGCCAUCUUUGCAGGCACGCUGAGAAAAACUGUUUGUGCUGGAAGUUCAUGGCCAAAUGUAGAGUCGUGGUGGCCGAGGAAAAGCAGUUUAGAGGCACAAUGUCUGCCACUCAGGGGAUGAACCACAGCGGCGUCUACAACUACUUCCUCAACAUGGUGGCCUAUCAGAUAUGCUGUUGCUGUGGACCGGCUCCCUGCUCCCUCUGCUGUGCCUUCUGUCCUCCAGUCAAAUCCUCCACCAGCACGCGGGUCAUGUACACCCUCUUCCACAUCAUGAGCUGCGCCGUCUCCUGCCUCAUGCUGUCCCGCACCGUCUCCGAGCUCGUCAGGGAAAAUGUGCCUUUCUUCAACAUGGUGUGUGACCAGGCGCAUGGCGGAGGCCACUGUGAGAUGCUGGUGGGCUACUCAGCCGUCUACAGAGUCUGCUUUGGCACUUCCUGUUUCUACCUGAUGAUGGCGAUCUUCCUCAUAGACGUGAAGUCCAGUCAGGACUUCAGAGCGCUCAUACACAACGGCUUCUGGUUCCUGAAGUUCAUCACCCUGCUCGGGAUGUGCACGGCUGCCUUCUUCAUCCCAACAGAGUCCUUCCUGCAUGCUUGGCAUUAUGUUGGUGUGGUGGGAGGAUUUGCCUUCAUCCUCAUCCAACUCAUCCUCAUCACAGCUUUUGCACACACCUGGAACAAGAACUGGUUGACCGGAGCAGCAGAGAACAAGCGUUGGUAUCUGGCGGUGAUGUGCGCCACCCUCUUCUUCUACACUAUCGCCACCAUGGCCUUCACCUUCAUGUACAAGUACUACACACACCCCAUCGCCUGCCACUUCAACAAGGUGCUGCUGUGGAUCAACCUGGGACUCUGUGGCCUCAUGUCCUUCAUUGCCGUCACACCUUGCGUGAAGCAGAAGCAGCCUCGGUCGGGGCUCCUUCAAGCCUCCAUUAUCAGCUGUUACGUCAUGUACCUCACUUUCUCUGCGCUGUCCAGCCGCCCGCCAGAGAAAGUGGUGUAUCAGGGCAUGAACAUGACCGUCUGUUAUCCCAGUGUGGGACAAGAUGGCAUCCAGAAUGAAGGCAACGCUGUGGCCAUAAUUGGAGCUGCCAUCAUGUACUGCUGUGUCCUCUUUGCAUGCAAUGAAGCUUCCUACCUAGCAGAGGUGUUCGGUCCGUUUUGGAUGAUCAAAGUUUACCGCUAUGAGUUCCAGAAAGCCACCUGCUGCUUCUGCUGCCCCGAGGAAGAGGAAGCUGAGGAGGAGUUUGUGAUUGACGAGGAGAACAAAGGCUGUCAGAAGGUCAUUCACAACGAGACCCUGAGAGUGGCCUACAGCUACUUCUUCUUCCAUUUUGUCUUCUUCUUGGCCUCGCUGUAUGUCAUGAUGACCCUCACUAACUGGUUCAGCUAUGAGUCAGCAGUGUUGGAGACAACCUUCACCCACGGCAGCUGGUCUACCUUCUGGGUGAAGAUGUCGUCCUGCUGGGCCUGUGUGAUCCUCUACCUCUGGCUGCUGCUGGGCCCUCUGUGCAGCUGUCAGUCUGAAUCCAGACCUCGCCGCUCACGCAUCAAACGCCGCUCAGGAUCCUCCCGCCACGUCUCUGUCAGCGUCUGACGCUCUCUGUGAGGGGCCAGGCAGGAGGGAGGCGGACAGGAGGUCAUAUGACUCUGAGCCUUCGGGAUUUUCAGGAAUGGAGGUCACAGGGGUCAGAGGUCAAAGACUCACAGUGCUGUGAGAAGGACCAAUCAGAGGGCUCAGUGCCCUGUUGAUACUGUAUGUGAAAAACUGGAAAAAGCCCUGAUGUCACAGGCUGGACACCAUGAAAUAAAACCAUAACAAGGACUUGAUUGUGGUUUGGAAACACAAUUACAGUAUGAAUUGCCAAAGGGAUCAGAAGGGGUGAACUCUCACUCUGUAUAAAGUGGGAAUUACAGUAAGUAGGUGUAAAGAUGGAUACAUUUAUGAAUUGUUACUCUUUAAUUUAGUAUUAUUUUAAAUUUCUUGGCUGUAUUUAGACUUUUAAUAUUAGAACAGAGGAGGAAUUCUAGAUAUUUACUGUAAUAUUGCUACAGAGGCACACAUCCCAAGUAUGUUUUUAUUUUCUUAUAAAAGAAUCUGCCCUAAAAAAGAAAACCCGGUUAGUUCUCUGAUCUUAGACAGGCAGUCGAUGGUUUGAUCAUAAACAAAUCUUUCUCAAAGUUGGAAACAGAGAACUGUGUAAGUUCAAACAUAGCCUCUAAUUCAAGAGAUGGUCCUUACUGACACAUUUCAGUAGCUUACAAGGACUGAUUGCAUUGUACAGUAAAACUUAACUAAAUUAUUAUGCAGAUCAUCUAUGACAGUGAUGUCCAACCAUAUGUUCAAACACUACAACAGAUGAUUUUCUCUCUUUGAAGUUUUUUUUUUUAUACCUGCAUCAACAUUUUGUUUUAUUCUUACGACUCAAAACUCAAAAUGGAAAUUUAAAAUUCGAAUCUGGAAUUUCAGUUUCCAGGUUAAAAAACACCUCUGAUGCUACAUUACACACAUACAGUCAUAUUGUGAAGAUAAAACACUACAUUUGAACAAUCAGCUACUCAUCUUGCAAUCAAAUUCCAUUACCAACUAGUUACGGUACAAGCCUUAAAAAAUAGUUCAACAUUUUGGGAAAUAUACUGCGCCUAGAGGGGAAUGAUUUCACUACAUAACUCCCAGUAAAACCACAACUUGUUUAUUUUCCAUUUCUGUUUGUGUACAGAUUAAACAAAUGAGAUAUAACGUGUUAAUUAGUGAGCUUUAGGGGUGUGGCUAGGUGCAUUUUUGAGUUCUGGACAGAGCCAGACCAGCUGUACCCCCUGUUUCCAGUCUUUAUGCUAAGCUAAAGCUAACUGACUCCCCAAAUUUAGCCCCAUAUUUAAUGCGCAGACAUGAGUGUGGUGCAGAUCUUCUCAGCUAACUCUUGUCAACAAAGCGAGUAAGUCUAUAUCCCAAAAUGUAAAACUAUUGCUUGAACAUCUAUUAAGAACUUUUCAAUCCAGUGUAAUAAUGAACUUAGGUAUAACUGCAUUUUUAAAUCAGCUGCUGGAAAGACAAUGAAUGGAAGUCACACUGUAGUUACAUAGAAUAAUGGCAUAAACUUUAUUUCAUUUAGUGCUAACAGUUACAAACCAGAAAACGUACAGACAGAGCCAAUUUAAUUGCAUCCUUUCAUUCAAUUAUAAACUUUGUCUCGUAUACCUGUCAGUGAGGCAGCUUCAGGAUUGGUUCUUAUAUUCAGCCAAAGCCAAACAAAGAUUUGUUCCUGUGUUAAAAUAAAACCUGAAGUGUCCAGGGGGAUCACUGGAAUAACAGAUCCUCUUUCAGCAUUUUCUCGGCAUUUUUUCACAAGAUUGAUUUUUAAAUGCUCAGUGACAGAAGGUCUGACAGAGCGACCGAGAGGCAGCUAAACAGAAAUGUAUGAUGUUCUUCAAAGUUCAACACAAGAGAUUUCUUAAAUUGGGGCAAAAAUACUUUGCAUUUGACUUACAAUGAGGAACAAGUUGCAUGCUCGCUUUAUGUUGCUUUACAGCACAUCAUUCACUUCAAAAUUCAUUAAAAAUGUCCAGAUAGGAUUGAUUCUU